Eruca vesicaria subsp. sativa (arugula) is the source of this 1005-nucleotide messenger RNA. The record is from the annotation of a GenBank genome assembly. NCBI's taxonomy places the organism in Eukaryota, Viridiplantae, Streptophyta, Magnoliopsida, Brassicales, Brassicaceae.
AUGGUAUCAGCAUUGUCUGUGUUUGUGGCUCUCACCAUAAUUUCCAUUAAUCUAAAGAUCUUUCAAGCCACAUCUAAUAUCACUUUGCAUGAGCAAUCCAUUUUUGAUUACCACCAGAAAUGGAUGAUUCAGUUUUCUAAAGUUUACAAAGAUGACUUCGAGAAAGAGAUGAGGGCCAAAGUGUUCAAGAAGAAUUUGAAAUUUAUCGAGAACUUCAAUAAUAUGGGGAAUCAUAACUAUGAACUUGGUGUCAACGAGUUCACCGAUAUGACUAAAGAAGAGUUUCAUGCCACCUACACCGGUCUACAGGGCAUUAACGUAACUUCACUACCCAAAGUGGUUGAUCCAACGUUCUUUUGGCUACCGAGUAGUUAUAACAAAGACUGGAGAGACGAAGGAGCUGUAACGCCUGUCAAAAAACAAGGAAACUGCGAAAGUUGUUGGGCGUUCUCAGCUGUAGCAGCGGUGGAGGGUUUAACAAAAAUUUCUGGAAAAAGACUCGUAUCACUGUCGGAACAACAACUUGUAGAUUGUGUUGGUGGUUGUAAGCCAGGACAUAUGGUAUAUGCUUUCGACUACAUGAUAAAAAAUGGUAUUUCUUCAGAUUCAGAAUACCCUUACAGAGGAGUAGCAGGGCGGUGCCGUUCCAGCGCCAAACCCGCAAUAAAGAUAAAAGGGUAUGAAAGGGUAGCACCCCUCAGCGAGCUUGGAUUGCAAAUAGCUGUAGAUAGACAGCCCGUUUCGGUGACCCUUGAUACGAGUUCGGACAGUUUCAUCCAUUACAAAGGGGGAGUGUUCGAUGCGACGGACUGUGGGAUCGGAGCGGAUCAUGCAGUGGCGCUCGUUGGGUAUGGGACUACGGAUGAGGGUGUAAGGUACUGGUUGGUUAAAAACUCUUGGGGUAAGUAUUGGGGUGAGAAAGGUUACAUGAGGAUCCUUAGAAGUGUGGACUGGCCUGAAGGAAUGUGUGGUGUGACUCGGAAUCCUUUUGUUCCGGCAGUUUGA